GCUAUUGGAGUUUAGUCAAACCAGAGUCUUACUCGAGUCGUUAAGUUUAUCAGACAUUGGUGUACAAAAUAUUUUUUUACAUUCUUGUAAACGACAUAGUAUAGAAAACGUGAAAAGGUUAUAUAGAACAUCCUAUAUGUCACGAUGCGACUACGACGGCGUGUUCUACAGGGUGUUCUGCGUGACGCUCCUCGCCACCGCCUUCACCUUCACAGUCAUCCUCACUAAUGUCUUUAUUGACAUCGAUGGUCUGCUGGCCAAGAAAGGAAAACAAAAUCACGAAACCACAGACAAUGUUGAAUAUAAAGAAAACAUCAAAAGUAGUGAAACAACCAACCCUCCUGACGAUACAACCACAGACAAUGUAUUUGAAAAGAAUUAUAUAGACGACCAGUCGGAAACAUCAUACAGAACAAAAAGAUCAAUAGGUUCUAAAAAUAUAGUAUCCAAUUAUCAUAAAAAUAAAAUAAAAGUACUCGCAGCUCAAUUAACGAAACUACUUGAAAAUAUCGAUAACAAAGGAGAAAUAUAUUCAGCAGAAUUUAACAGGAAAGAAAAUAACGACAUUGAUAUUGCUAAAAUACCUUUUGAAGAUUAUAUCUCUAACUAUAAUGAGGUUAGAAGAAAAGAAAUACCUGAAAAAGAUUUACAUUUUAAAAUACAUAGAGUUCCUCAAGAAAAUGUUAUAGAAAAUGAGGAUGUUGAUGAUAUUUCGAAAACUAUUAGUAAAGUUCUGAAGAAUUAUAAUAGUAGAGGACACAGAAACAUACAAGAGAAAGAUCCCGAAGUCAUGGUGAAGACAAUAUUAGAAAUAAAACCUUUGGAUAUUAUUGAAGUGAAGAACAAAAUCAGUAAUUCUCAAGAAAAAAUCAAAAGUCCAAAUAAAAUCAAGUAUAAACAUUUACAUAAUCUUCAAAAUAUAGAUAGAGAAAACUUAAGCAUCGACGAACACAAAACUAUAUUGAAAUUAAAAAUUCUGGGACCAAACUCAAGGAACAAGAAAAAUUACGAAAAACAUAGAGUUUUCGAAAUUAUUCCUAAACAUAAUCAAUAUUACUAUUUAAAUAAAGCUUUGGAAUAUCUGAGAAAAUAUUCACAAUAUAAUAAGGAAGAAUUUGCAUUUGUCAGACUGGGUAAGAGAAACAAAGAUCGAAUGAAAAGGCAAGUUAAAGUAAGAUAUGAAGAUUACGACGCUACCACACCUAAAAUAAAACCAGUUCGUAAAACUACGAAGAAAGCUGAUGACGAACUGUACGUUGAAAUCGAAACUCAUUUCGAUGGCUCCGGUGCUAAAGGAGAAAGAAAGAAAAAACUUGUAAAAAGUCUCAUAGACAGAAUCCAAAAAGCUAUAAGAUCCGAUGAGUUAGCUAAAAGCGAUAGAAAAAAAACACACGAGCACUUACAAAUAAAGAAAAGAAUCCAAAAUCCUCUCAAACAAAAACCCAAGAAUAUAAUGAAGAUGAGUUCAGUGGAGCAUAGACAACAGAAUCCAAUCAACAAAAUAGAGGAAGUCAAAGAUCUUCUACAAGACGGAGAGGUCAAAUCUGUCGAUGACUUGGACGAACCGUAUCAAGGUCCAAAUUCCUUUUCUUUACCAAAUAUGGAAAACUCGGCAGAAGCAGGAAAUUCUGAAUUCAAUAAUAUUUUAAGCAGCGGCAUACCGCAAAGAAUACAAGUACCCUUAAACUUACAGCAUCCAGACAUGCCGGGAAAACUAAAAAACUCUUACGCAGAUGCAGGUAAUGUAACACUCUUCAUAAAAGACAUCGAUGGAAGUGGAUUUUCAGUAGGUUUCAAUCAAUACGUCGACGAACCUCCGGAUGUAGACAGCAUGAAACUAUUUUCUGGAUUAGAAAAUUUAAUAAAAACAUACCACGAAGACUAUGAUCAAAAUAAUAAUGAAAACAAUAACGUUAACGAAAUAGAGGAUUCACCAGAAAAACAACACGAAUUGAUGAAGCGAGACGUUAACUCAGACAAAAGUCGACAUAUCUUGUUCCGUCGAUCUAUCGAAGAAGUGCAGAAUGACUACCGAUCAGACGCUUAUAAUAUUAUUUUCGAUAAGAAAAUGUUGCCCUACGCCAGAUAUGAAGAUGUUUUAAAUACACCGAGCCGUAAAACGAUACCCUCGGAUUAUGAAUACAAGAUUAGAAACUACGACUACAAUCCAAAGAAUAUUAAAAUAUUUACAAAGGACAUCAAAAUUAAAGCACUACCAAUUGUAUUAAACGACGAAAUUUUUGACAAGAAAAUGAGACCAUCAGAAAUUUUCAGUUUAGCAAACCUAUUAUUACAAGGCAGGAAAAAUAGAGAAAAACGCUCACUGAACGUUCAAAAAAUCACAAACUUGAAGUCCAGGAUCAAACUCGCUAGAUAUAUAAACACUAAAAAAAUGGAAUCCAAAUCAGUAUUUUUUAAAAAUAAAAGAAAUAAGCGUAACGUUGAUAAGAUAAGGAUAUUCGCUUCAGACCAAUCGCAAGGCCCGUCUAGGCAGUCUGAAGAAAAUGUCUAUGUGCUUUCGGGGGAAAACUUUUUUACGAACAGAGCAUCGUUAAGAGAGAUAGAACUGCCAGAGAGUGACACAGGAGACGACGGGGGAGGGGAGCAACGCGGUGACGACACCGUGCCCUUUGUGUUCGACGAACCCUAUCCUAACAGUCCCAACAAGGAACCUAACUACAUUACAAACAUAUUCGACACUAAAUACAGCCAAAAUGGUUUAAUGUCAAAGUAUCCUCACAUAUUUCCGGGCACCGCGCGUGACUCUAAAGAAGUACAAUUUACUAACGACAACGAUUUUAUGUUUAAGAGAGGCAAUAAACAGCAACUAAAGCUAGAAAACUUACUAGGAAUGCGCGAAGGAGACAACGACCCUCCAGAAAAGGACGGACGUAUACCUGACAUUGUUAACGCUAUAAUGCCUUCGAAAAAUAACUACAAAGUCACUGUCAAAAUUUUACCCAAAAAUUUAACUAACGCACCUUCAGGCUUCAAAGAAAUGCACACAGUUAUAAAUAAAACGUACAAUAACAACGGUGUUCAAUAUUAUUCUCUUGUUAAUGUAUCUGAAAUAUCUAAAAUAGAGAAAAUAAAUAAAACAAAGGAAUAUGAACAUAUUGAUGAUAAUACUAAUAACAGUAAAUCAACAGACGAUACAAAAAUGUUAGAACAAGAGAAAAAUAUGAAAUUACUGCUGGCACUUCAGAAAGAAAAAAUUGAAAAACAACUUUUACAUUUAAAUAAAGAAAAAGAAGGACUCGAAAGUAUAUUGCGAGAAAGAGACGGCAUUAAAGAGAGAAAUAUACACGAUUUGUUUAAAGAUUUCAUGCAUUUAGAGCAAAACAAACCUAACGAUGACAUGGAAUUCUUGCACGACAUGAGUCAUCUACAUGUUCACGACACUCCAACCGUUGAACCGAUAACAGAAUCAAACAUAAUAAUACCUAUAACAAACCAUGAUAUAAGAAUAAAAUUAGAAGCACCCAAAGAACCGGAAAAUAAUAAAAUCGAGGCAUUAAAAGAAAAAGACAAUGAACAUCUAACAAACGAAAUAUUAUCACAGAUAAAUAAAAAUACAGAUAUAUUACAAUGCUUUUUAAAGAAACUGUCAGAUAAAUUUGAUCAUUCGUCUUCACAGACAACGCGGAGUCCUUUCGAACGUGUUACAGAAGAAAAUAAUUUAAGGGCACAUCCUGAUUUAAAAGACUGGGGUCUACAUCACUUGCACGAUUCAUUCUUCAAUGACCACAUCCAUAAGAACGAGUCUCAUUACGCUAUACCCUUUGUCUAUGCUUACCAACAUCCAUAUUUACCACCAAACAAACCUCCAUUGCCGAUGGCUAAAAUAGUGUACCACGGACACAUUCAUGCGAAUAAUCUACAUAAAUAUGCAAAUGAUGCAAGGAAGUAUAACACUAACACUAGUAAUUCUAAACAUAAUCAUCCCACUACUAAUCCUAGUGGUAAUCAUGAGGGUAAUAAAUUCUUUAUAGAUAGUCUAGCUCGUGACGUCAUCGUGACUCCAUCGAAAAUCGUACAGAAGACAGAGUUCCCAGCUUCUGUUGUGAAUGUAACACAAAUUAAUUGA
Messenger RNA from Papilio xuthus (Asian swallowtail), 4087 nucleotides. RefSeq lists its product as uncharacterized. The record is from RefSeq and is a predicted model, not a curated record. The transcript is spliced from 6 exons. The coding region runs from base 137 to 4087 and encodes 1316 amino acids. Lineage: Eukaryota; Metazoa; Arthropoda; Insecta; Lepidoptera; Papilionidae.